UUUGAGUUUCAUUUCAAAAAGUCUCCUGUCGAAAUAAAAUGGCCGUUUCGCUUGUGUGAAUGUCAGUUCAUUACCGGUGAAAAAUAAAUUGAAGUAGUGCGUUAUAUAUAAAUCUGCUUCUAUCAUUGUUAAAUUUGCUUCUUGAAAUUUAGGGAGUUUUUCAGAUGGCGGUGAACGUUUAUUCAACCAAUGUUACCUCCGAAAAUCUGUCCAGGCAUGAUAUGCUAUCGUGGGUGAAUGAUUGUCUACAAAGUAGCUUUGGAAAAAUAGAAGAAUUAUGCACGGGGGCUGCUUAUUGCCAGUUUAUGGAUAUGCUAUUCCCUGGCUCUGUUCAGUUGAAACGAGUUAAAUUCAAGACUAAUCUUGAACAUGAGUACAUUCAAAAUUUCAAAAUACUGCAAGCUGCUUUCAAGAAGAUGGCAGUAGACAAGAUAGUACCAAUAGACAGGCUGGUAAAAGGGAGAUUCCAGGAUAACUUCGAGUUCCUUCAAUGGUUUAAGAAAUUUUUCGACGCUAACUACAAUGGCACAACAGGUUACGACGCUCUUGAAGCAAGAAAUCACGAGCAGAUGGGAAAUGGCGGAAGUAAUGCCCCCAAAGGAGGAAUGAUGCACAGGAAACCAGCUGCCACCUCUGCUUCGGCCGCUGCGGCUAAAGCGAAACCAGUUGGUAGAGCUAUGCCUAAAGUGAAUGCAGUUCGUCCUGUAGCAAAUUUAAAAAGCAAUGUUAAUAAAGGAGGAGAUGGAGGAAGACUUGAAGAAUUGACCCACCAGCUCUCAGAGUGUAAGCUGACCAUAGAUAGCUUAGAGAAAGAAAGAGAUUUCUACUUUGGAAAAUUGAGAGAUAUUGAAGUUAUGUGUCAAGAAACGGAUGAGAACCCAUUGAUACAAAAGAUAUUAGAUGUUCUCUAUGCUACUGAAGAGGGUUUUGCUCCACCUGAUGAGGUAGAAGGUGUUGGGGAAGAAGAGUAUUAAAAUAAAAUCAUAUUUCUUUAUUUGAGACUCUAAGUUAUACAGUUAUGGGAAAGUAAAGAACCGUUAUUUGUCUACAUUAAAUUAAUUGUGAUGAUUAUUAGAUCUUGCAUCGAUUUUAUACGAGUGUUGUUUACAGUUAUCCGUUUUGCUAAUGUUGUCUUUCAAUUUAUGAAUCUGAGUUUCUACAAAAACUAAAUCGCUUGUGUAAAGUAAAUAUUAAACAGUUUAUUUGAUAAAA
This is a messenger RNA of Coccinella septempunctata (seven-spotted ladybird), 1212 nucleotides long. RefSeq names its product microtubule-associated protein RP/EB family member 1 (gene Eb1). The coding region runs from base 165 to 974 and encodes 269 amino acids. Gene Ontology annotation, cellular component: microtubule organizing center; spindle midzone; cytoplasmic microtubule. Lineage: Eukaryota; Metazoa; Arthropoda; Insecta; Coleoptera; Coccinellidae. Gene Ontology annotation, biological process: protein localization to microtubule plus-end; spindle assembly; regulation of microtubule polymerization or depolymerization. The record is from RefSeq and is a predicted model, not a curated record. The transcript is spliced from 6 exons. Gene Ontology annotation, molecular function: microtubule plus-end binding.